Molecule: messenger RNA, 2280 nt
Organism: Elgaria multicarinata webbii
Lineage: Eukaryota; Metazoa; Chordata; Lepidosauria; Squamata; Anguidae
Gene: TCAIM
Product: T cell activation inhibitor, mitochondrial
Exons: 11
Coding region: 169-1644 (491 amino acids)
Cellular component (GO): mitochondrion
Source: RefSeq, a predicted model, not a curated record
AGGUGCCUCUCUGGGCCCGCCAGGAGGUCACCUACCGGCUGACGGAGCCAGCCCGUCAGCGCCUUUUCCGCGCGAGGCGAUGGGGGUCGAGUCCCCCCAAGGAGCAGGUGCCCCGGCCGGACGAAGAAGAAAUUUAGAGGCAAUUUGGAGUCGAGAUUAAGCAUUGAGAUGUUUUACCAUUGGGAAACAGUGAGGAGGUUAUGUUUCAAGAAACUACCAUUGCAGCUUGUUAUCCAGGCGAGAGGUUUAACAGGGGCUGAUGCUGUCAAUGCUUUGCGACCAUUUUACUUUGCAGUGCAUCCAGAUUUCUUUGGCCAGCAUCCUAGAGAAAGGGAAAUCAAUGAAAACUCUUUGAAGAGAUUAAAUGGCUAUUUGGAGAAUCUCCAAAAACCAGGUUUCAGGUCUUUUAAACCAACUCGGCUCACUUUUUAUGUCCGGGAGAGAGAACAAAACCCUUCCGAUGUACAGGAAUCAUUUGGGACUUCAGGAUUUCGAGCAGUCAGUUUCACUUUGCAUACCAGGGACCUACUAAGCACAGUAUUAGACAUCUUGAAGUCCUGUAGUUUAUCUACUGAGCAUGUCCAAAGCUUGAAUGGCAGUGCGGAUGCUCGGUCUAACCAGGGAGCACAAAGAACAUUCAGCAGGCCUAUAAAAUGGGACAAGACAUAUUACUCUUUUACUGGAUUUAAGGAUCCCGAGGAAGAACUGGAGCAGGCCCAGAGAAUGGAAACUACUCUCAGUUCCUGGUUGGAUAGUAACGAGAAGAGUGCAGUAAAGAAGCUGAAGGAUAGCUUACCGCUCAGGGAAGAACUAGACCGUUUGAAAGAUGAACUCUCUGAUCAGCUACAGCUCUCUGAUAUUAGAUGGCAGAGAAGCUGGGGUAUUGCGCAUCGGUGUAGCCAGCUACACAGUCUAAGUCGGUUAGCUCAACAGAGCCCAGAGGCACCAAGGAAUGCAAAAGGAUGCACAGUGAUAUUUACAGACCGUUCAGGCAUGAGUGCAACAGGCCAUGUUAUGCUAGGAACUAUGGAUGUUCAUCACCACUGGACCAAAAUUUUUGAAAGAUUGCCAAGUUACUCCACACUUCAAAGAAAAGUGCUGCUGUUGGAGGAACGUAUAAGCCAUCUUUUGGGAGGCAUACAAAUAACUUACAUUGAAGAGCUGCAGCCAAUGUUGAUGCUUGAAGAGUAUUACACUGUUCUUGAUGGCUUUUAUAACCGAAUGCGUAACAGCAGGCUUCCAUUUCACCCUCGCAGUCUGCGUGGAUUGCAAAUGAUUCUAGAAAGUGACAGGUAUGCACCAAGUCUGCAUGAACUAGGACACUUCAUCAUCCCAACAGUCUGUGAUCCCGUAGCCCUCCAGUGGUUUAUCAUCACGAAAGCACAACAAGCAAGAGAGAAACUGAAAAAAAAGGAAGACUUAAUGGUGCUAGAACAGGAGCUGAUCAAGGCUGCUGCUGAGAAAUUUGGUCUCCAGCGACUCUAUAAGGAGCCGAGCGUCUCCAGCGCGCAGAUGAUCCAUUCGUGCAAUAGGCUGCUGGAAGAGUCGCUGCCUUACCUGCAGGGCAUGCACCUCUGCAUUUCUCACUUCUAUUCCGUGCUGCAAGACGGUGAUCUCUGCAUCCCAUGGAAUUGGAAGAGCUGAGGGCACUCCUAACAAAUUCACACGUACCUUGUGUGAGGGAACAUGGAACGCAGCGUAAGAACGUCAGAGCACAUGUUAUUGAGGGGUUCCUUUUCAUGCCAGUAUUACCAGUAAGCCAAGGCAUCUUCUUGGUUUUUAACUGCUGUUCAGAAAGUGGCGAACAGCUCUCCAAGACGAUUUGCUUUUAAAGGAUAUUGCACAGCCUGCACAAAAAGGUGAAUCAAAGUCGGGGAUGACUCAGCUUCAGGUUCUGUUGGGGAACGAUUUACACAAAACUUGAAUGAAAUUGGAAGAGCACAAAAGAACGUGUGGGUUUUAUGUAUAAAAUACCAUGAAUUAUAAAUGUACCCAUAAUAAACAUGAGCAGUAUGGAUUUUAAUAUUUCAGAAAUUGUGUUUAGAAAAGCAUUCUUCAAAUGGAAGGAUGGUGAUCAAAAAUAAUCUGUGGUGCAAAUCUCCCUCUCCAAGAAAGAUGGACUGUAAAAGCUGGAGCGCUAAUAUUCCUGAGGCCACACAUUAUGUUGCCAAUGUUCUGGUUAUGUAUUCAUACAGAAAAGAGUAUUUAUUUUGUAGAAGUACUGUACAGCUUGUCUGAGAAGAUUUUAUAAAUGUCUAUUAAAAACCGUUAUCAAUUAGA